Molecule: messenger RNA, 892 nt
Organism: Sorghum bicolor (sorghum)
Lineage: Eukaryota; Viridiplantae; Streptophyta; Magnoliopsida; Poales; Poaceae
Exons: 1
Coding region: 64-729 (221 amino acids)
Biological process (GO): endomembrane system organization
Source: RefSeq, a predicted model, not a curated record
AAUAAGCAGACAGAUACCAGCAGCAGCAGUGUACAUAUAAGCAAGAAGAAGGAGAGCCGGCUAAUGGAAGAAGGCAUCAAAGAGGGGGCAGAUAAAGCAGCGGCGACCACCGAAGCAGGCGGCGAGGCGAACAAGAGCACUGCGACGAGCGCCGCGGGGUCGUCGGGCAUGGCGGACGUGACGUUCAAGAGCAUCGGCGACGUGCUGAAGCUGCUGCCGACGGCGACGGUGAUCGUGUACGAGGUGCUGAACCCGAUCGUGACCAACACGGGCAACUGCGGCGCCGUCGGGUACAAGAUCGCCACGGGGAUCCUCCUGGCCGUCUCCGCCUUCUUCUGCGCCUUCUCCACCUUCACCGACAGCUACGUGGGCGCCGACGACGGCAAGGUCAAGUACGGCCUCGUGACGCCCCGGGGCCUCCUCCCCUUCACCGACGGCGGCGCCGCCACCAGCGGGAGGGACUUCUCCAAGUACCGGCUGCGAUUCGGGGACUUCGUGCACGCCGCGUUCGCCGUCGCCGUCUUCGCGGCGGUGUCGCUGCUGGCGGACGCCAACACGGUGGCGUGCUUCUACCCGUCGCUCAGGGACAAGCAGAAGGAGGUGGUCAUGGCGCUCCCCGUCGUCGUCGGCGCCGUCGCCAGCGUCGUCUUCGUCGUGUUCCCCUCCACGCGCCACGGGAUCGGGUACCCGCCGUCCAAGUCCGGGACGAGCGCGCUCGCCUCGCAGUAGGGCGCCGACGACGACUUGGGAUCGUUCGAGCUCCAUAAUCUCCAUUGGUUUCCCUUUCGCAGUUGUCGCACGAUGUGCGUCACACUCACAUUCACAGUGUACAUGCAGUAUAGCCAUGUAAUGUUCUACCUCCGUCCUAAAAUAAAAAUAAUUGUACAUCGCA